Molecule: messenger RNA, 2251 nt
Organism: Rubroshorea leprosula
Lineage: Eukaryota; Viridiplantae; Streptophyta; Magnoliopsida; Malvales; Dipterocarpaceae
Source: the annotation of a GenBank genome assembly
GGAGAUAUUCACAGUAAGGCAUAACCCAGACCGACCUUUGCAACUGAAUCUUAGGGUUUUUCCGAAUCUUACGACAUGACUUCUUUUCUCUCCCUCACACCGGCCCUUCCAUCCGUCAUCUCUCCGUUCACCGACCGAACGAAACCCCAAGUCACUCUCUUGAAUCGGGGUCAAUUCGGCGGCUUCCCCACUCACCGCCCAUUUCUUCGCGGCUCUCUUUGCGUCGCCAGAUUUGGGUUCAGACCCGGGUUGCUUCCCGACUUGGAUGGAUCCGAAGGGGUGAUUAAGGAACUUUUUGAUAGAGCUGAGGGUGUUCUGUAUACCAUUGCUGAUGCUGCCGUGUCUUCUUCCGAAAGUGUUGCUUCGACCACCCAGCAGAAUGGCGAUUGGCUCUCCGGUAUUACCCAUUCCAUGGAGACUAUACUGAAGGUUUUGAAGGAUGGGCUAUCCACUUUACAUGUUCCAUAUGCAUAUGGCUUUGCUAUUAUACUACUUACAGUUCUUGUGAAGGCUGCCACAUUUCCUUUGACUAAGAAACAGGUAGAAUCUGCAAUGGCAAUGCGCUCUUUGCAACCACAGAUAAAGGCAAUUCAGCAGCGGUAUGCUGGUGAUCAGGAAAGAAUUCAACUUGAAACUGCCCGAUUAUAUAAACUAGCUGGGAUUAACCCAUUGGCAGGAUGUUUGCCUACACUUGCCACAAUACCAGUAUGGAUCGGGCUUUAUAGAGCCCUCUCAAACGUGGCCAAUGAGGGACUCCUAACAGAAGGCUUCUUUUGGAUACCCUCCCUUUCUGGUCCAACUACAAUUGCUGCUAAGCAAAAUGGAAGUGGCAUCUCAUGGCUUUUCCCUUUUGUGGAUUGGCAACCACCUCUGGGAUGGUCUGAUACUUUGGCAUAUCUUGUGUUGCCUGUGCUGCUUGUUAUCUCACAAUACAUCUCUAUUCGAAUUAUGCAGUCCUCACAGAGUAAUGAUGCAAACAUGAAGGGCUCUCAAGCUCUAACAAACUUCCUUCCAUUAAUGAUUGGUUAUUUUGCUCUUUCAGUUCCUUCUGGUCUAAGCUUAUAUUGGUUCACAAAUAACAUAUUAAGCACCGCACAACAGGUAUGGCUUCAAAAGUUAGGCGGUGCAAAAAAUCUGUUGGGUCAACAAGACGUCACUCUCAAAGGAGAAAGUAAGCCCUUCUUUGAUGAUAUUAGCAAAGAAGAGCAAUCACAUAAUCAGAAGUCUCUCACAGAAUUGAAUUCCACCAGAAAGGCAGCCAAACAAGAAGAAAAGUUGACCUCAGAGGGGUUACUCCCUGGGGAAAGAUUCAAACAGAUAAAGGAGCAGGAGGCAAGGGGAAGACAGAAAAGGGAAGAAGAAAGGAGGAAGGCUGAAGAGGCAACUGCUAAAGUAAAUCAAUUAACCAAUGGUGCAUAUGAGGGAGAGGAUGGUCCAGUUAAGAAAAAUGGUGUUGCAACUGGCUUAGGGGAUGAAAAGAAUGAAAAACUUGAGUCUGUCGAAGGUCAGGAUUCCUCCAAAGUCGGUGUUAUUUUGAAUGGUGAUCUCUCUAGUCAGGACAUGAAUGAAGAUAAGAUGACAUCCCCACUUAGCAAGGAAAACAGUGAAUCAUCAGAACAUAUAGAGAAGGAAGAGUUUGAAUCAUAUCCAAGUGCCGCAACUGGAGAUAACAAGCAUUUCGAAGAUAAACAUCUUCAAGCCGGGAGAGAGUGACCCAAGAAAUAAGAAACAGCUCAUCCCAAAUUCAUCCAUGGCAACAAGUCAAACGAUUUGCCUGUUGGGUUGGAUAGGGGAGCAGCAUGAAACCAGUAGUUCGGUCCCUCAUCAAAAGUUCAAACAGCUCAUCAGUUAGGAUUUAACAUGCGCAAAAUGGAAUGUGGUUUGCAUAUGAUCUUGUCUCCUUAAUGGAUAUACGUUGUCCUUGGUGAGGUCUCUCUGGCUGGCUCGACUUGCAUAAUUUCCGAGACAAACGAAUAGCAAAAAUAGCUUUGCAAAUGAACAAGGGACAGUUUUGAAUCUUCCUUUUGUAUUUGUGGCAAGAGAUCACAUGUAACAAAAAUCAGUAGAGAGAUCAAUUACGAUUCCUUUUACUCCCUUUUACCACUCUGUUCUGACCUUUCCUUUGCUUCUGUUUUUCCGAGAAAAGGCAAUAGGCUAUUCAAUUGAAGUUGUUACUUUUCGUGUAUUGCAUGCAAGAUUAUAAUGCACUUCCAAGCUAUAUAAUUACAGGUUAUAAAUUUGCGCAUCAACG